AAAAUAAAAAUAUUAGGGUCACCAUCAGGAGAAUGUGGCUGAAAGGAAAAACGUACCCAUCAUUGAUUGCCACCCAAAGCAGAGAAGCGCAGAGCAAUUAUUAGACCUUAUGAAAGACCCGACCCGAAGCCUAAUUUCCAUAUACAAACUUUCUUCGGUCUUCAGCUGAAAGUGUACCGUUGAUAGUCGAGCCACAUUGGAUCCUUCAAACUCAUCAAAGUUGUCAGCUACUUCAGGGUAGGGGACUAGGGUUAGGGAGGCCUUUGUUUGGCACAUAUACCAAAUCCCACUUGGUUAAUUGGCAUUUUGAUGCCUAAUCUGUGAUGAGAUGUGAGAGGAAGUUCAAAUUUAAGCUCAACACGAAAUACAUAAGGAUCUUUUGGUACUUGUACUCUGCUUUCCCCAACAGCCAUGAAUGUUCAAAUGGGUGAUGAUUCUGGAAAGCAACCAAGGCACCGUAAAUUAUCCCCGCUGAGGAUGGUGAGGGGUAUUUUCUGUCUAAUUGUGUUACUACUCUCUGCAUUUAUGGUGUUAGUGUAUUUUGGCUUUUGGACUGCUACUGGCUUGCGAGCUAUCAGUGUCCAUUAUAGCAGAGUGGGAACAUCCUUCUGUUUUGGAUGUUGGUUAGCUUUGUGGCCCUUUUGGUUUGAAAAAAUUAACAAAACCAAAGUGGUAAUCUCUGGAGAUUCUGUUCCACCUGCGAAGCGAGUCUUUGUUAUUGCAAACCAUCGAACUGAGGUUGAUUGGAUGUACUUGUGGGAUCUUGCUUUGCGCAAGGGAUGUGUCGGUUCACUCAGGUAUAUACUUAAGAGUAGUUUGAUGAAAUUGCCUGUGUUUGGAUGGGUUUUUCAUGUCAUGGAGUUCAUACCUGUUGAGAGAAGAUGGGAGGCUGAUGCAGUGAAGCUGCAUCAUAUGCUUUGCACCUAUAAUGAUCCUCAAGAUCCACUGUGGCUUGUUGUUUUUCCAGAAGGCACUGAUUUCACAGAACAGAAGUGCAUUCGUAGUAAAAAAUAUGCUUCUGAAAACGGAUUGCCAAUCCUGAACAACAUACUUCUUCCAAAGACAAAGGGUUUUUAUGCGUGUUUGGAGGAAUUGAGAGGUUCCUUGGAUGCAGUUUAUGACAUCACAAUUGGCUACAAGCAUCGUUGCCCUUCUUUUUUGGACAAUGCUUUUGGGGUUGAUCCAGCUGAAGUUCAUAUGCAUGUACGCUGUAUUGCUAUUGCGGAUAUACCAGAAUCUGAAAAUGAGGCUGCUUCAUGGUUGAUGGAUACAUUUUGUGACAAGGAUAAAUUACUGUCUGAUUUUCAUUCACAAGGUCAUUUCCCUCGUGAAGGAACAGAAAGUGAGCUGUCUACAGCCAAGUGUUUAGCAAACUUCAUCUUUGUGCUAACAUUGACUGCACUUUGUACAUAUCUUACACUUUUCUCGUCCAUUUGGUUCAAGAUAUAUGUUUCCUCUGUCUGUGCAUACUUGGCAACAGCUACUUACUUCAAUUUUCGGCCUUCGCCCAUUGUAUCUUUAUGAUUGUAGUCGCCUUUUAUAGCGAGCCUUAAUUUAGUACAAGUUUCCCUGUGUUGUGUUGAA
Messenger RNA from Solanum dulcamara, 1584 nucleotides. Its product is annotated as probable 1-acyl-sn-glycerol-3-phosphate acyltransferase 5. The record is from RefSeq and is a predicted model, not a curated record. Gene Ontology annotation, cellular component: endomembrane system. NCBI's taxonomy places the organism in Eukaryota, Viridiplantae, Streptophyta, Magnoliopsida, Solanales, Solanaceae. Gene Ontology annotation, molecular function: acyltransferase activity. The coding region runs from base 412 to 1524 and encodes 370 amino acids. The transcript has 4 exons.